Molecule: messenger RNA, 1011 nt
Organism: Syngnathus typhle (broad-nosed pipefish)
Lineage: Eukaryota; Metazoa; Chordata; Actinopteri; Syngnathiformes; Syngnathidae
Gene: olig2
Product: oligodendrocyte lineage transcription factor 2
Exons: 2
Coding region: 184-1011 (275 amino acids)
Molecular function (GO): protein dimerization activity
Source: RefSeq, a predicted model, not a curated record
GGCCAAGCCCAGGCGGCGCGCCACUGAUGCGGCAGCCCCAGCGCGUGGAAGGACGUCGUCCACGUGGUCCACGUCCAGCGUAGACGACGUCUCGUCACGUCAAUCAGAUUGUGCGGCCCUUUUGGAUCUUUUUGGGAACUUGGCCCCAAAACAAGUGAGGGUGCUGGUGCAGGUGCACGCAGGAUGGAGUCGGACGCGAGCCGUGUGUCGUCGUCGCCGGAAGCGGACGCCGCCUUCCUGUCCACGCUGCGCCGCUCCGCGCACGGCUUCCCCGGCACCGUGUCGUCCACGCAGGGCGACUCGCCCACGGGGGGGCCGCCUCCCCGACACCACCGGCUCCGCUGCCAUGACGACGACGACGACGAGGACGACGACGACGCGGACGAAGCGGACGGGCUUUCGGCGGCGGCGCGCGCGGCCUCCAAGAAGGCCGAGCGCAAGCUUCUGUCGGAGCACGAGCUUCAGUCCAUCCGGCUGAAGAUCAACAGCCGCGAGCGCAAGCGCAUGCACGACCUGAACGUGGCCAUGGACGGCCUCCGCGAGGUCAUGCCCUACGCGCACGGGCCCUCCGUGCGCAAGCUCUCCAAGAUCGCCACCUUGCUGCUGGCCAGGAAUUACAUCCUCAUGCUCAGCUCCUCGCUGGACGAGAUGAAGCGGCUGCUGGCUGACAUUUACGGCGGCGGCGCGGGAGCCGGGCCGGGGCCGGCGGCUACUGCGGGGGCGGGAGCCGCUGCAGCCGCCGCCGCUGCCGCCGCCGCCGCCGCCGCGCACCACGCUUCCUUAGCGCACGCGCACCCGGUGUCCCUGCAGCAGGCGGCUGGGCCGCCGCACGGCGCGCACCACCCGCUGCUGGCGCCGCCGCCGCCUCCUUCCGCCAGGGCCCCGCACGGACUCCUCAAGGCCCCGCCGCCUGCUUACCAGCACUGGGGGGUCGCCGCUGCCGGGAUGCCGUGCCCGUGCAGCAUGUGCAGCGCGGUGCCGCGCCUGCACGGGGUGGACGCCAACAAGUGA